Miscanthus lutarioriparius is the source of this 2511-nucleotide messenger RNA. NCBI's taxonomy places the organism in Eukaryota, Viridiplantae, Streptophyta, Magnoliopsida, Poales, Poaceae. The record is from the annotation of a GenBank genome assembly.
AUGAGGUGGAAUAACAACACCUCUAGGUUUGUCCUUAGGAGGAUGGUCCAAAUAGUUUCUGAUGGCAGUAGGGCUGACAAGUGCUUCAAGGAUAAGGAUGUGAACUAUGUGGCAAAGGCUCUACUAGAUUACUGUGGUGAGGCUACGAGCCCUACUCAAGUGUACAACCACUUAAGGAAGUGGAGGCAGAAGUGGGCUAGGGUUAUAAAGUUGAAGGACCUUAGUGGUGCACUAUUUGGUCAUGAUGACAAUGCCAUGAUGCUUGAACCUGAGCACUACAUAGGCCACUGCAAGGACCAUCCUAAGGAUGCUGAAUUCCUGAAUAUCCCAAUCAGGUUCUACACUUGGAUGGAGGCCAUAUUUGGUUCUUCCAUGGCCACUAGUAGGUUUGCCCUAGGUUCUAGUGAGCCACUUGGGGUGAACAAUGUUGACAGUGUUGUUGCAAAGAUUGAGGGCCAGGGCUUCACCACUGCUGCUGAUGUUAAAUGCAGCCCUGAGAUGGGUGAGGACAGCAAGGCAACUGAGCUACUCAUUUUCACUAUGGGAGUAAAGAGAAAGAGGGAUGGCGGGUGCCUCGUCUCUGCGCCGGCUGAGCUGGCCGGGCUCUUCUGCCGCGGCGCCGUGCAGCAGCGGAAGCGCACGCUGGUGGCCGCUUCCGCGGUCGCUGCCGCGGCGGCGGAGUGCGUGAGGGCGGCCAAGAAGCAGAGGCAGCAGCUGCCGCUGCCGCUGCCGUCGCUCGACGCGCUCCCGGACGAGUGCCUCUUCGAGAUCCUGCGCCGCGUGCCCGGCGGCCGCGGCCGUGGCGCCUCCGCCUGCGUCUCCCGCCGCUGGCUCGCGCUUCUCGGCAGCAUCCGGACCUCCGAGCUCGGCCAGGCCGCCGCCGCGGCGGCGGCGGCGGACACCCCGUCGCUGCCCGACCUGAACGAGGAGUUCGUCAUGGAGGAGGAGGAUAAGGAGGAGUCCCCCGCGGAUCGGUGCGCCGUUGACAGGGUUCUGGUGGGCAAGGAGGCCACCGACGUCCGUCUGGCCGCCAUGGCCGUCGUCGCCGGAUCCCGCGGCGGGCUGGAGAAGCUCGCCGUCCGCGGCAGCCACCCGACCCGUGGCGUCACGGACCAAGGGCUCUCGGCGGUUGCACGCGGCAGCCUCAACCUCAGCUCGCUCACGCUCUGGGAUGUUCCUCUUAUCACCGAUGCUGGGCUCGCCGAGAUCGCCGCCGGGUGCCCCUCGCUGGAGCGUCUGGAUAUCUCUCGAUGCCCCCUCAUCACAGACAAGGGCCUCGCCGCCGUUGCGCAGGGGUGCCCCAACUUGGUGUCUCUGACCAUUGAGGCAUGCUCCGGUGUUGCCAAUGAGGGCCUGAGGGCCAUUGGCCGCAGCUGCGUGAAGCUGCAAGCUGUGAACAUCAAGAACUGCCCUCUUGUUGGUGACCAAGGCAUCUCCAGUCUGGUGUGCUCUGCUACCGCUUCACUUGCUAAGAUCCGGCUCCAGGGAUUGAACAUAACUGAUGCUUCGCUUGCUGUGAUUGGAUGCUAUGGGAAGGCUGUCACUGACCUUACACUUACUCGUCUUGCUACUGUUGGUGAGAGGGGUUUCUGGGUGAUGGCUAAUGCUGCUGGCCUGCAGAAUCUGAGGUGCAUGAGUGUUACCUCUUGCCCUGGAGUCACUGAUCUUGCGCUCGCUUCUAUUGCCAAGUUCUGCCUUAGCUUGAAGCAGCUUUACCUCAGGAAGUGUGGACAUGUGUCGGAUGCUGGCCUUAAGGCGUUCACAGAAUCAGCAAAGGUGUUUGAGAACUUGCAGCUUGAGGAAUGCAACCGGGUUACUCUUGUCGGUAUUCUUGCUUUCCUCCUCAACUGCAGCCAGAAGUUCAGGGCUCUUUCUUUGGUGAAAUGCAUGGGGAUCAAGGAUAUCUGCUCUGCGCCUGCACAACUUCCUCUUUGCCAAUCACUUCGUUUCCUUACAAUCAAGGAUUGCCCAGGUUUCACUGAUGCAAGCUUGGCUGUGGUGGGGAUGAUUUGCCCUCAGUUAGAGCAGGUUGACCUGAGUGGUCUUGGUGAGGUCACUGACAAUGGGCUUCUUCCAUUGAUCCAGUCUUCUGAAGCUGGUCUGAUCAAGGUUGACUUGAGUGGUUGCAAGAACAUCACAGAUGUGGCUGUCUCCUCCCUGGUGAAGGGACAUGGAAAAUCUCUGAAGAAAGUCAGCCUUGAGGGUUGCAGCAAGAUAACAGAUGCUAGCCUCUUCACCAUGUCUGAGAGCUGCACCGAGCUUGCCGAGCUUGAUCUUUCAAACUGCAUGGUUAGUGACUAUGGUGUUGCCAUCCUGGCAUCUGCAAGGCACCUCAAGCUCCGUGUUCUCUCACUGUCUGGUUGCUCUAAGGUUACUCAGAAGAGUGUGCCGUUCUUGGGCAACCUUGGCCAAUCUCUAGAGGGCCUCAAUCUUCAGUUCUGCAACAUGAUUGGCAACCACAACAUUGCAUCGCUGAAGAAGAAGCUCUGGUGGUGCGACAUCCUUGCAUAG